AUGAAUAAAAGCAUUAUUAUUUAUUUGUUUUUAUAUUUUAUAUCUAUUAUUUUUUCGAAAGAGGCAGAUAUUAGUAGCAACUAUGGGGGAAACGAUAUAGAUAACAACCAUUUGUUUGGAGUAAUUCAUAGUAAUAACAAUAUUAAUAAUUUAUAUAUAGAUAAAAGUAAUAAUCAAUGCAAUGAGUGCUCUUUUAGAAAAGAUAAAAAUGAAAUAAAAAAUUCAUUUCAGUAUUAUUUUAAUAGAUUCAUAAUAUUUCAAAAUUAUUCAGUUCAAGAAAUAGAAUCAGUUUUAUAUAGUAAAUAUAGAAAUCCAGAAAGUAGAGCGGUUUUACAUUUCUUUGGUGACUUUGGUGUUGGUAAAAGUCUUUCUGCAAAGCUUAUUUCAAGGGUUCUCUUUGAAAAAGGUAGUGGUUUACAAGGAGAUGGUUACUUUUCAAUAAAUGGUGAAAAAUACAGAAUUAUAGAUUAUGAUAUUCAAACAACAGAUAGCGAACAACUUCAACAAAAAGUUCAAGAUUUAAAUCAAAAAGUUCAAUAUCUUAGAAAUAGACUGUACAAUACAAUUUUAAAUAGAUUAUAUAGGUGUCCAAAUUCCGUUAUUGUAUUGGACGAAAUUCAAAAGGUACAUCCAGAUAUUAUCAAAAAAGUUAAAACAUCCUUAGCCACAUAUAUAUUAACAUCAGAUUUUGAAAAAGAAGGUGCUACAAAUAGGAAAUCAAUAGAACAAAUAAAAGAAAAAGCAUCAAAAUUAUUUAAAAUGGUUUAUAAUAAUAAUAAAUUUUCAAAUCUAAUUACAAAUAGUAUACCAUUCCUUCCAUUAGGUAAAGAUUUUGUAAAUCAAGCAAUAGAAAAACAAAUUAUCAAUCAUUUCUGUGGUGAAAAGCUAAUAGAUGCUUUAUACAUUUCCGAAAAAGAGUUGGUAUUAUCAAUCAUUUAUCAAAAAAUGGAAUCAUUAUAUUCAAAUGAAAAUUUUCGUGCUAUUGAAAAAUUAACAAACGAAUUAAUAUUCAAUAAAGUUUCAAAUUUUGUUAUGGAUUAUGAUAGGAUUUCAUUAGAUUUUAAAAAUAGUAUUUUAACUAAUAAUGAUAAUAAUAAUAAUGAUAAUUAUAAAGAUAGGGUUAAAGAUUUUAUAUUUAAAUUAAAUAAUCAAAAAAAAAUUAAAUUUACUUUAAAUAUAAAACCAAACCAAUCCAAAAAUAAUUUAGAAGUCGAAAUAACACCAUCAUUAGAGGAAUAACUAAGAUUAAUAAUAAAAAAUAGUUAUUUUUAUAUAAGCAAUAAUACUUUGCUUAUUUAAAAAAAAGGUUUCAAAAACUUUU
Messenger RNA from Dictyostelium purpureum, 1321 nucleotides. RefSeq lists its product as uncharacterized. Gene Ontology annotation, molecular function: ATP binding; ATP hydrolysis activity. Bases 1 to 1239 code for a protein of 412 amino acids. The record is from RefSeq and is a predicted model, not a curated record. The transcript has 3 exons. Lineage: Eukaryota; Evosea; Eumycetozoa; Dictyosteliales; Dictyosteliaceae.